Messenger RNA from Oryzias latipes (Japanese medaka), 1549 nucleotides. RefSeq names its product ribosome production factor 1 homolog (gene rpf1). Gene Ontology annotation, molecular function: rRNA primary transcript binding. Gene Ontology annotation, cellular component: nucleolus; preribosome, large subunit precursor. The record is from RefSeq and is a predicted model, not a curated record. Gene Ontology annotation, biological process: maturation of 5.8S rRNA; maturation of LSU-rRNA. Lineage: Eukaryota; Metazoa; Chordata; Actinopteri; Beloniformes; Adrianichthyidae.
AGACUUCCCGGAAGUGAAAGAAGAGUCCGACUGUCCCAGCUGCACAUGUGAGAAAAAAAACCAAACACAGUUAGCUGAUUUAAGAUGGAUUUUAAUGAAGUUCCCGUGACCAGUGAAAGAAAAUCUAAGAAAAAGAAAAACAAAAAGGCGGGGAAUAAACGAGUGAGUGAAGCGGAAAACGGAGAGAGCGCCGGGGUUGAGAAGAAGAGCGAGGAGAAGAUCAUGGAAAACGGCGAGUCUUCGGCUGCGUUUCCUCCAACCUUCAGCGUUUCUGAGAUCAAAAACAAGCAGCGGAGACAUAUGAUGUUCAUGAAGCUGAAGCAGGAGAAAAGAAAGCAAAAACUGCAACUCAGGAAGAAAAAGAAGAAAGAAAGAGCGGCUUUAGGUGACAAGGCGCCACCAAAGGAAGUCCCCAAGACGAUAGAAAACCAGAGAGUGUUUGAUGAGACAACAGUUGACCCUGAAGAUGAAGAGAUUGCGUUUGAUGAAGGAACCGAUGAAUUUUCUGCCUACUUUAACCGACUAACCAAUCCACAAGUUCUAAUCACAACUUCAGACAGACCAAGAGGGAAAACUGUGAGAUUUUGUGAGCAGCUGGCUUCAGUGAUCCCAAACGCCCAUGUUUAUUACAGAAGAGGUUUGGCCCUGAAAAAGAUCAUACCCCAGUGUGUCGCCCGCAACUUCACAUAUCUAAUGGUCGUCAACGAAGAUCGCCUUGUGCCCAACGGAUUGGUUCUUUGCCAUCUUCCAGAUGGACCGACUGCACACUUUAAGGUCAGCAGUGUUCGCCUACGCAAGGAGAUAAAGAGGCGAGGUAAAGAUCCGACUGAACACUCACCAGAAGUGAUCCUCAAUAACUUCUCCACCCGCUUGGGACACACCAUCGCCCGGCUAUUCGCUGCCCUUUUUCCUCAAGACCCAAACUUUGUCGGUCGACAGGUUGCGACUUUCCACAACCAGAGAGAUUUUAUCUUCUUCCGAUUCCACAGGUAUAUCUUCAAGAAUGAGAAGAAAGUGGGCAUUCAGGAGCUGGGGCCUCGCUUCACUCUCAAGCUGAGAUCUCUUCAGAAAGGCACCUUUGAUUCAAAGUAUGGAGAAUAUGAAUGGGUGCUGAAGCGCCAUGAGAUGGAUGCCUGCAGACGGAAGUUUCAGCUUUAAUUUCCAAAUCUGCUAUUCCAGACAAAGAUUUAUUCAUUCAUUAACUGAUUUACUCCUAUUAUUUUUUGGCUUGCAUAUUUUUUUCUUUUUUUAGUUGGCCUGCAGUCUUUAGAGAUUUUAGAAGACUGUUCCAAAUGUCUGUCUUCUGACUGUUCAGGAUUCUCUGCAGCAAGUGUCCAUAAAAUGUCUUUGCUUGUUACAACAUGACUGUGCUUGAGCUUAAGUUGGUGGUCUCAGUUUUCACAAUAUUUAAUCAGAAUACAGUGGACACAAAUAUAUAUAUAUUUUAAAGGUACAUGCAGAUGCAGGGUUCUUGAUGGAAGGAAAAUGUCUUUAGCGCUGAACCUCAACGCUCACUUCAACACAAAUGAUUAAAAAAAGAAGUUAAAAC